CAAGAUUUUCAAGAAAUGGGGGUUUAAGAAAUGAAACUGAGAGAGACCACCGAAAACUGGCACCACCAAACCAAACUCCGACCUACAACUUUUAUGACAACCAUUAAUUACUUCUGUACUCAAACAACUCCUUAAAGCUGCUUCUCAUUUUCUUCUAACUAUUGCAAGUUCUUAUUCUCUUUGCCAUUGCUCGAAAGAAGAAGAAGAAGAAGAAAAGGGGAAAUGACUUCAUAUCUGCGCAAGAAAUUCCAGAAUUUGACGACGACUUCACAGUCCUCCGAGUCCGAGGAUGUUGUAAGAGAAACUGAAGUCAACCCAGGUAACAAUAUGGAAGAGAUCGAACGCAGUAAAAUCGGAAUUGUGAGAGCCCUUGUCCAGAAUCAGAACCCCUCUGCUAAGGAUCUUGAUGAUAUAAUGAUCCGUAGAUUUUUGCGAGCUCGCGAUCACGAUGUUGAGAAGGCAUCAGCCAUGUUACUAAAGUAUCUGAAAUGGAGAACAGAAUUUGUUACAACUGGUUUUAUAUCUCCAUCUGAAAUCACCACUGAUAUUGCACACGGUAAGUUGUUUAUGCAAGGAUUUGACAAGACUGGACGUCCGAUUGUAGUUGUUUUUGCUGCUCGGCAUAAGGCGACUAAUGUGGAAGACUUUAAGCGUUAUGUUACUUACUCACUUGACAAAAUUUGCGCAAGCGACAUUCGUGGAUACAUUGCAGCUCUAUCUAUAUUGCAAGAUUACUAUCCGGAGAGACUGGGCAAGUUUUUCAUAAUCAAUGUGCCGUACAUAUUCAUGACUGCAUGGAAGAUGGUUUACCCGUUUAUCGACAAAAAUACGAGGAAAAAGAUUUUGUUUGUGGAGAGCAGCAAAACAUGGUCAACCCUGCUACAAGAUAUCGACGAGAGUCAACUCCCCGAUUCAUUUGGAGGGAAACUUGAACUAGUUCCCAUUCAAGAUUGUUGAUAGGUUCUCUAUAUAUUCAAUUUCAUUUCACUCCUAUAUAUUAUUGUAUGAAGAUACAAUCAGCAGACAUUACUCAACACACUGUACUUUGGGGAAUCUGUUUCUUUUUCUAUGCGACUUGUACGUAUACGGAACAAUGAUAUUUAAUGUUAACAAUCAUUAAAAAGAAU
Messenger RNA from Striga asiatica, 1127 nucleotides. The record is from the annotation of a GenBank genome assembly. Lineage: Eukaryota; Viridiplantae; Streptophyta; Magnoliopsida; Lamiales; Orobanchaceae.